Messenger RNA from Xyrauchen texanus (razorback sucker), 7941 nucleotides. RefSeq names its product zinc finger protein 462-like. The record is from RefSeq and is a predicted model, not a curated record. Lineage: Eukaryota; Metazoa; Chordata; Actinopteri; Cypriniformes; Catostomidae. The transcript has 13 exons. Gene Ontology annotation, cellular component: nucleus. The coding region runs from base 304 to 7926 and encodes 2540 amino acids. Gene Ontology annotation, biological process: regulation of gene expression.
UGGAUCUUCCUCCUGUCUCUCUGUCUCAUCGCAAACUCUUGUGCACCCUCUGGUGCUUGCACGACUCCAGAACUUCUUUGUGUUGCCUGCUUAGCAGAUUGUCUUCCUUGUCUGUGAGGCAGCUCAUUAUACAGAGACAGACUGAGCUCAGGUCAUCUGCUGCUGGUGUGCUGAAGAAGAAGAAGCAGCAGAAGCAGGAGGGAAGAUGGCGAUCAUUGUGCUGCUCUAGACCGGACACAACUUUACAGAAGAUCUCGAUCCAGGAUCCAGGCGUUUCCCUGAUUUUCCAGGGAGUUGUAAGCGAUGGAAGUGCUGCAGUGCGAUGGCUGUGAUUUCCGUGCAGAGUCCAAUGAUGAGCUCAAAUCGCACAUACAGGACGUCCACACAGCCUUUCUGCAGCCUACAGAGGUGGUAGAGGGCAAUGAGUCACCCCAGAGGUCAAGGUCAAACUCCAUACACUCCCUCAGCCCCAUAGACGAUGAAGAGGACUUGACUAAUAAUGAUUACGACUCGUUGAAAAAGAAUGCAGGCCUCCACACCUUUAACAAAGAUAUUGGACACUUCUCUGGUUCAAAGCAAGCAAAACAAAACCAUCCAGCAAAGCCUGCAAUCAAAACAUCAAGCCCAUUUUUCCAGUGCAAGUUCUGCGUGCGGUACUUCAGGUCCAGCUCUCUUCUCGUUGAACACACUAGAAAGGUCCAUGGUAUCGCCAGAGAAACCUUUCCAAGUGACGAGAACUCCCUCAACGCUCCCAAGCAGUCCAGCUACAGCAGUACAAACCAUGAUGGUGUAGGAACUGUCUUCUCCUGCCAAUAUUGCACUUUUAAAACCCCACUCCGAGCACGAAUGCUGAAACACCAGAAAAUGCAUAGCAAAGAUGGUCUUCCAAGAGCCUCAGCCUCUCCUGUCGAAGCAGAGGUUCUGGAUGUGGACUCUGAUGCAACCUCGUUUGAAGAACAUUGCGAAGAGCCAUCAGGAGAUGUUCUAGAACAUCAAGUGCUGGAAUCGAUGGUAAAACCCCACUCAAAAGGAGGAUUUAACUGUGAGUGGUGUGGCUUUCAGACUUUAAAAAGGCAGCAGUUAGCCGAUCACAUGAUGAAGAAACACCGUAACAUGGUGAAGAUCAUGGCGUCGCUGCAACAGCCUAAAAUGCAGGAUGGACGUGCAGGAUCCAGCAAAUUUGAUUGCACUACAUCACGGAGAAGCACUCAGACCUCCAAUCUAAUAUUGAAUGAUCUAGCCAGCAAUGAAGGUUCCUGCGUCAAUGCCUCCUCAAUGAAAGGAUCUUCUGGCAGUGCAACAGUCAAGCCCAUUUCAGGGAUAUCAAAUUAUAAGUACUCACAGCUCACUGCAAAAUUACCCAACAGCACAGGAUCUUCCAUACUGUCAGAGAGAUCGACUUUCACCAUGUCAGAUAUGUCAAGCUCUGCCGUGGAUCUAGAUGCCAACAUGCUUAACGAUUCCAGAAGCAGUUCAGAUGAUGAAAUCGGUGACUUGACUGAUCCUAAUCGCACAGAGACAGCUGAGGAUUCGGCUAAGCUGCUUCUGUCAGAAGAGGACAGUGACCUACUGGAAACUAAAGGAGUUCCAUUCAAAAGACACAUGAACAGGUUUCAGUGCCCUUUCUGUUCGUUCUUGACCAUGCACCGCCGUAGUAUUUCUCGUCACAUAGAGAACAUACACUUAUCUGGUAAGGCAACGGUGUAUAAAUGUGAUGAGUGCCCCUUUCUGUGCACCAACCCACUAAAGCUGGACUCGCACAAACAAUGUCAUGGUGGGUCUUUCGAAUGGGAAACCAUGGACUUAACCAAUGAAUCUCAAGAAGGUCCUGAACGCUCAGAGGCGGUGAAUGGAGGAAAGAGCAACUCUAAAAUCAAUGGUAAGAAAUCCAGUGCUGCAGAGGAUCAGCAGGGUCCUCAUCGCUGUUCAUUGUGUAACUUCUCCACAACAACACUGAAAGGCCUGCGUGUCCACCAGCAACAUAAACACUCGUACUGUGAUGGAACACAAGUCUCUGGUAAAGAGGGCUUGUCCAGUGAGCAACAAGAUUCAGAGUCGUAUGGCAUUUCAAACUUUGUUAAAAAAACUCAAACAUCAAUACUUGGGUCAACCAAGAAGCACCUUAUUGGGAAGACGGCCAGGAAAUCCAUCAAUGACUUGCCCUUGGAUCUGUCUCCUGUCAAAAAACGAACAAGGAUCGAUGAAAUUGCCAACAAUCUCCAGAGCAAGAUUAGUCAAAGCCAACAGCACGAAGAUGUGAUUAACCUUGAGGAGAUGGAUGAUGACGUCGAGGAGAACGGUAAUCACGUUGAUUUUGAAUCAAGCCAAGAACGAGAAAACUCUGAGAUUGUAAGUCAGUGCUACACACUCAACACUCAGCACCUUCACGUGAAGAAUUCUGGAGGUUUGCAUACAGAGCGUGGUGUCGGGAAAAGAAAACGCACCCUGCAGUCCAAAGUCAGCUCGAGAAACUUUCCCGUUCCAGUUAAUAUUUCUGAUGAUGAAGACAAUUAUUGUGCCUCUAUGGAAUCAAAAGAUGUUCAAGAUCACAGCAGUCAAGAUGGCAGAGAUGCUUAUCAGGACAGUGUUGAAUACACAGAGGGAAGUGGCAGCCUUUUUUACUGCAAACAUUGCGAAUACCAAAACAAGUCUGCUCGCAGUGUCAGCACACACUACCAGAGAAUGCACCCUUACAUCAAGUUUAGCUUCAGAUACAUCUUAGAUCCAGAAGAUCAUAGUGCAGUCUUCCGUUGUCUUGAGUGCUUCAUUGAAUACAACAACUUUAAUGAUCUCCACCAUCACUAUAUGUCACACCAUCCAGAAGCAAGCAACGUCCUGAACUUUAACCAGCCAGAUCUGGUUUACAUGUGCCGUUUCUGUUCAUACACCAGUCCAAAUGUGAGGAGUCUGAUGCCCCAUUAUCAGAGAAUGCACCCUUCUGUGAAGAUCAACAAUGCUAUGAUCUUCUCCAGCUACAUGGUUGAUCAGCCUCAAAAGGGUGCAACAGAGUCCCAAACACUGAGAGAAAUCCUGAAUUCUGGACCAAAGAGUCUCAGCUCCACCUCGUCUGGUUCCAGAUCAUCAUCAAGUCCUGCUCUCAAAAACAUCUGCAAAACCCCAGAUGCCAAUGCAGAGGCUGAAGCUUUUCAAGAAGGUCUGGGUGGUAAUGUGGUGGUGUACGACUGUGAUAUUUGUUCUUUUUCAAGCCCCAACAUGCACUCAGUGUUGGUCCAUUAUCAGAAGAAACACCCUGAGCAAAAGGCCUCAUACUUCCGAAUUCAGAAAACCAUGCGUGUCACAUCAGUUGACAGAAAACAGCUCUCAAGCAACUCAACCUACACCCUGUCCAGCACCCCAAAGUCUUCGAAAGUUACCUUACCUGUACCUCUGGAUGAAGAUGUGUAUUUCUGCAAACACUGUGUCUACAACAACCGCUCUGUUGUGGGCGUUUUGGUCCACUACCAAAAACGGCACCCAGAGAUUAAGGUAACAGCAAAGUACAUCAAGCAAGCUCCGCCGACCCCAGGGCUAAUGAAACUGAUGGAUGAGUUGCAGAUUGCACCUCCUAAACAGUUUCUAAAGCAAUUCAACAACAAUGGGAUUGAAGGAUCAAAUAAUUCAAACACUGAAGGAGUGUCUGAUAAAGGAGAACCUGAAAUGCUCUUCUUCUGCCAGCACUGCGACUACGGGAACCGCACUGUGAAAGGCGUUUUGAUUCACUACCAGAAGAAGCACAAGGAUGUGAAAGCCAAUGCUGAACUUGUUCGUAGGCAUACAGCUGUGGUUCGGAGCCAGAGAGAACGAGCGCAGAUGAUCCAAGCAGGAAGUUCCACAUCUACGGCAACUGUAGCUCAUGAAUCCGAAAAAUCCAGGUCACUGCGAUCUUUGAAAUGCCGACACUGUGUGUACACAUCUCCAUAUGUGUAUGCCUUAAAGAAGCAUUUGAAGAAGGAUCAUCCUACUGUGAAGGCCACGGCCAUGACGAUCUUGCACUGGGCUUUUCAGGAUGGCGUGUUGGAGGCGGGUUAUCACUGUGAGUGGUGCAUCUAUUCCCACGCUGAACCGAGCGGCCUGCUCAUGCAUUACCAAAGACGCCACCCAGAGCACAAUGUUGACUAUGCUUACAUGGCUAGCAAGUUGUGGGCUGGACCUGAUACUUCCACCAGUAGGCAGGCAGGGAACUCUGAAACAAAGCAUUACCAAUGCCGAGAUUGUGCCUUUGAGGCCUGCUCCAUCUGGGACAUAACUAACCAUUACCAAGCAGUGCACCCUUGGGCUAUCAAAGGUGACGAGUCUGUCCUCAUUGACAUUAUCAAGGGGAACGAAGCAUCAGAGAAGCUUCUCCCACAGUUGACCAAAGGACAUGCUUCUAUGUCCAAUGUGUUCAACAGUCACCAUCAAGAAGAGGGUGCGGUUGAAGUCAGCCGUCCGACACAUGAGCGGCACCAUAAUCUCUCUUUAUCUGCCACCUCAUUGAUCUCCAACAAUCCUUACCAGUGCACUGUGUGCUUGUCAGAGUACAACAGUCUCCAUGGGCUUUUGACCCACUAUGGAAAGAAACACCCAGGUAUGAAGGUGAAAGCGGCUGACUUUGCUCAGGAAGCGGACAUCAACCCUAGCUCUGUUUAUAAGUGCAGACACUGUCCAUACGUGAACUCUCGUAUCCACGGAGUUCUCACACACUACCAGAAACGGCAUCCAUCCAUCAAAGUUACGGCGGAAGACUUUGCUGAUGAUGUAGAGCAGGUAAACGAGUUGGGUAGCGAAGGGGAUGAAAAGUCUAAAACGCAGAGGCAGGGCUAUGGCGCUUACCGCUGCAAGAUGUGCCUGUAUACCCAUGGGACUCUAGAGAAACUGAAGAUACACUAUGAGAAGUAUCACAACCAGCCUGUCUUAAAUAUGUUCAAAGCAGCUGUCACGCAGUCACCGGCCAGAAGAGAUGAUUCAGUGGCUGAAUGCAGUAGCAGCAAUGUGACAGAAGUCUCUGAGUUCUGCGACUUUGACGUCACACUCUCUGAACUCGCAAAGAGCGACAAGCAUACAGUUUUUAAAUGUCAGCUUUGCAAAUAUGUCUGCUCCACUCGGAAAGGUAUCGCUCGUCACUACCGUAUCAAACACAACAAUGUUAGAGCUCAACCCGAAGGGAAGAACAAUGUGUUUAAAUGUGCACUCUGCUCCUACACCAACCCCAUCCGCAAGGGUCUCGCAGCACACUACCAGAAGCGCCACGACAUCGAUGCGUACUACACUCAUUGCUUGGCAGCAUCAAAGAUGGUGAGUGAGAAACCGAACAAGGUCAUGCUGCCCUUGGCAUCAGACGCUGAGACUCCAGUCAUGAGUGAGGAACUGCGGCUCUCGGUGGACAGAAGGAAAUGUUCCCUCUGCUCGUUCCAGGCAUUCAGCAGGAAGAGUAUUGUGUCUCACUACAUCAAGCGCCACCCAGGAGUCUUUCCCAAGAAGCAGCCCUCCAGCAAACUGGGCCGUUACUUCACUGUGAUCUAUCCCAAAGAGGCAGAGAAACCUCUCUCCAAUGAGGAUGUGGAGAUAGUUGAAGUUAAAGAUGAGGUGGAACCUGAAAGUGACAUGGACUGGCUCCCCUUUAAAUGUGUGAAAUGUUUCAAGCUCUCAUUCUGCGCUUCAGAGCUUCUGGUGAUGCAUUAUAGUGACUGCCACAGUAAAGAACUCAAGCGGGACUUUGUCACCAUUCCAAGUCCAGCAGAAGAUGGGACCGAGCUCUACCAGUGCACCCACUGUGAAAUCAAGUUCUUGGCUCUUCCAGAACUUAGUGUCCAUCUGAUGAGCCACAACGAGGAUUUCCAAAAAAGAGCUAUGAGACUGGAAAGGAGAAAACUGCUUCAAAGUAAACAGAGGCCUACAGAACCAUCAGACAUCAAACCAGAGAAUAAGGUGGACAUUACGGCCGAAAAGACUCCCAUCGGCUACAGGUGUAACUUCUGUGUGGAAGUUCACCCCACCCUCCGCGCCAUCUGUAACCAUCUUAGAAAGCAUGUGCAGUACAGACAAGCCAAGGAAGGUCAUGUGAUGCAGGAAGCAGUUGAGUUGCCUGCUCCUCUUCCUGCGGACGGGAUCACCAAUGGCGAACUGGAGGAUGUUGUUGCCAUGGACGCUGCCCCUCUGGAGACUGAUUCACCACCGAUGGGUGUCGCAAUGGAGACUGAGCAGUCAAUGCCUGUGGAAACGAGGCCGAUGGAUGGAUCGGUUGGCGUUUCAGUGGAGCAGGAAAAGCCGCGAGCAGUUCCAGGUCACCCGUGCAGCCUAUGUGACCGCAUGUUCAUGUCCAUGCAGGGCCUGCGCUCGCACGAGAGGAGUCACUCCACUGUCACACUUGUCAGUAAAAGCGGCAAAUACAACUGCCAGUACUGUCAGUUCUCCUCACCAUUCAGACACAAUUUGGAUCGUCACGUUCAGUCUCAUCAUGGACAUCAGAAGCCCUUCCGAUGCAAGUUCUGUCCCUUUAAAUCAUCAUACCUGAACCGACUCAAGAGCCACCUGCACAAAACACAUGCAGGUGAACACACUUAUAAGUGUAUCUCGUGUGCAUUCACUGCCGCCACCAUCACUCAGCUGAAGGAGCACUCGCUGCGAGAACACGGCGAGACGCUCACGCUGCCCAGACUCGGAGCUGGAGCCGUGCAGCACUCAGCACGCCCAAACGACGAACACAACUUCGAAGAAACGCCCUCCGACCCACAAUGCAACGAGUCUGCGGGGUAUCUGGAGCCAACAGACGUUGAGCAGCAGAUGAGUCACUAUCAGCAGGCAUCAGCAAGUGCCAGUCCAUCGUCUGCUUCUCCACUAGCGCUAGCUGCAGAGGCUGCGGUUCCUCAGGCUCGGCCCGAUGUCAUCCUCACCUGUGAGUUCUGUGAGUUCAGCUCUGGAUACAUGCAGAGUCUGCGAAGACAUUACCGCGACCGACAUGGAGGAAAGAAGCUCUUCAAAUGCAAAGAUUGCUCAUUCUUCACCUGCUACAAGUCUACGUUCACGCUGCAUGUUGAGAGCGGUCACACCAGCACCCCUGAGGAGACUCCCAAAGAUCUGCGCUGUCCGUUCUGUCUGUAUCACACCAAACACAAGAGUAGCAUGAUCGACCACAUCAUCCUGCACAGAGAGGAGCGUGUGGUGCCUCUAGAAGUGUCUCGCUCAAAGCUCUCGCGUCAUCUGGAGGGCGUGGUGUUCCGCUGUCAUAAAUGCACCUUCACGUGUUCCAGCGAGCAGAACCUUCAACAGCACGUCCACAAACACGAAGAACUGAAGCCGUAUCAGUGUCAACUCUGUUACUAUGACAGCAAACUCCUGGAUGAACUCGAGAUACACCUGCAACAGGAGCACAAGGUGCUGCGAAACUUUGAGCUGGUGGGGCGGAUGAACCUGGAUCAGCUGGAGCUAAUGAAGGAGAGGAUGAACGAGGAAGCCGACACUGUCGAGGAGGAAGAGGAAGAGGGGCUGAUGGAAGAGGAAGAGGAAGAAAAGCUAGAUGAGAGCAGACAGGAAGAGACGAGCGAUAGACAUGAGGAGAAGAGCGACAGACAUGAGGAGACGAGCGACGGACAUGAGGAGACGAGCGACAGACAUGAGGAGAUGGGUGCUCCGGUUCUGGAGUCUCCGGUCAGCAGCGGCGUAAAACGCUAUCCAUGCGAGUUCUGUGGCCGAACGUUCACACUCAGCACAGAAUGGGAGAGACAUGUUCUUCGGCACGGCAUGACUGUUAACAGCAGCAAGAAAGACGGCAGUCCUGUGACCUCAUCAACUCUGCCUCUGAUUGGUCCCGUGGCUGUGAUUGACAGAGGCCUGGACCUAUCCAGUAACACUGUGGAUGCUGCGAGGGCGGAUCAAUCCGACCAAUCCAAGAGUCCGAUUGAGAACAAGGAAGACAAAGAGACGCUGGAGACCAAAAACGACCCUUAGGAGCAAAACUAAAUC